Molecule: messenger RNA, 1455 nt
Organism: Synchytrium microbalum
Lineage: Eukaryota; Fungi; Chytridiomycota; Chytridiomycetes; Synchytriales; Synchytriaceae
Exons: 12
Coding region: 1-1455 (484 amino acids)
Molecular function (GO): oxidoreductase activity, acting on paired donors, with incorporation or reduction of molecular oxygen; monooxygenase activity; heme binding
Source: RefSeq, a predicted model, not a curated record
AUGGACAAGCAGAUAAAGGCACUUGCUUUAGCAGCAGGUAUUGCGACUGGACUCUCGUACUCUCUAUGGCUGGGAUACUGGUUGUUUGUCUCGCCACUUCGCAAGAUUCCUGGUCCAGUGAUUUAUGUCGCGCUGGGAUCCAUUGCACUGCAGUUGGAGAGGUUGCUUAGUGGCCAGCAACCCAUGGUUGUGAGGAGACGCAUGCAUGAAAAAUAUGGAGCUGUUGUAAGAAUUGGACCGAAUGAACUAUCUGUCGGCGAUCCAGCUAUUGCUCGCCAUGUACUCGUAGUUGAAGACUUUCCAAAAUCUGCUAGUGCUGCUGGACUCUUUGGACCAAUGCAUCCUGGUGCGAUCGUCUCGUUGAGGAACAAAGAGGAACAUCGCAAAGUUAGGAGGUUCAUGUCUCCUGCUUUCUCAAUCAAAGGAAUCGACAAACUAGAACCAAUAAUGCACCAAGCAUCCGAUGAGCUCGUCGCCAAAUUCGAACGCCUUGUCAAAGAAGGCAACGGUGAAGCCGAAGUGGAUAUAUGGCACGAAUUACAUUCAGUAGCUAUUGAGAAUAUCGGACGAUGUGCAUUUGGAAGAAAGUUUGAUGCUAUUGAGCAUUACUCGCCUUUUGCGACAUACUUGAGUGUUACUGCCAACGUACAGUGGUUUAGAGCUCUUUCGUGGAUGCCUAUGAAUCAAUAUUACCAAAAGAUGCAACAUUACUGUGAGAACUACAUGCAAGAAGUAGUCAACGAACGACGGGCUGUCGGUGAAGGAACAACUGCGGAUCUUUUGGAAUUGCUUGUGCAUGGAAAAGAUCCAGAAACUGGUGAAAAGUUGAAUGAUCGUCAAGUCAUGACUCAGAUCAUGAACUUCCUGACAGCAGGUGGAGACUCAACAGCUGGUGCAAUGUCAUUCACCGUGCUAUGUCUCAUAGAUGAUAAAGAAGCAAUGAAGAAAUAUGUCGAUGAAGUCAUGUCGUGUCCUGUUGAUCCAGAAACAGAUAGACUUGUUACAAGUCAUAUCAAGAGCUGCAAGUACAUUAACGCGGCUGUUAACGAGACGCUGAGGCUGUAUACUGGGAGGGAUUUUCAGAGAGCAGCACCUGAAGGCGCCGAUAGUAUCAUCGGUGGCUACACAAUCCCAGCAAACACAACCGUGAACGUAUCCCGCUACGCCCUCCACCGCCACACCCCCACAUGGGGCGACCCAGACAAGUUCAGACCUGAGCGAUUCAUUGACGAGGAGCGUGAAAGCCAAGACUUUUUCGCGUUCUCGCAAGGCUCACGCAACUGCAUCGGAAAACACUUUGCAAUCCUACUGAAUCGUAUCAUCGUGCCUGAACUGGUGCGUCGGUUUGAGUUUGAGGAUGUGGCGGGGCAGUCGAGGGAGGUUGGGCUGUUUGUGAAUAUUAUGAUUAAGACGCAUGCAUAUCGGGUGAGGAUUCGGAGGCGUCAGACACCAUAA